UCUUUGCUCUCUUCGCACUCGUCUUCGACUUCGCUCCCCUACCCUUCGCUUCUCUCUCUCUCUCUCGUUUUGCUUCUUGGUUCUCCGCUUCAGCUCUCCCCACCACAUCGGCUCAUCGCCUCCUCCCCCCCCCCCGGACUGCACCCCCCUCGACACAUAGCAACCGCAUAGUCACGCACACUUACUAUCGGCGACUGCCAUGGGGGGUGAACACAAGUGUCCCCUCUGUUCCGCGACGUUUACACGUCCACAACACGUCGGCCGCCACCUGCGCGCUCACACCGGCGACCGCCCGUACGAAUGCAAGGAAUGUCCACUACGCUUUGCACGCAGCGACCUCCUCUCACGCCAUGUCAACAAGGCCCAUCCCAAGCCAGAUGGCCAAGGAGCCGACAAGAACAAAGACAAGCGCGGUAGACGCAAGUCGGUGUCGACCCAGAACCCCGCGACGGGUGGCAUAUCGGCUUCGCGGCCACCCCAGCUUCCUCCCACUGCGCCGCAACCACUAGUCCACCCCGGCCACCCGCCAGAGCUUACCGCCUUCCAAGCCCAGAGAAUGUAUCCGAACCAUCCACUGCUCCAGCAGAAUGCAGCGACAUCACAGCUGUGGGCCCAGCCCGCAUUCACGCUCGGCCACGGCAACCAGUUUGGCACCGAUGCCUUGGGCAACCUCGUCAUGCCUGCGGCCUUCGCCAUGGCUCCCGACCCCGUGAACCCACAUGCGAGCUUUGACCCACAGCUGGCACAAGCCGGCCCACAUAUGGGGCUAGACCUUGCCGUCAAGAAGCGCGCGUGCGACCAGUGCAACCACUCAAAGGUGCGCUGCGACUGUGCCGAUCCAUGUGCUCGUUGCGCCCACAGAUCAGUCCAGUGCACCUACACCAAACAACAACGAGCUCGCACUUCAGGCUUGGGCCCACAUCUGUCCACCGCCGUCGACCCUGUUUCUAACCCACUGAGCGGAAUCUCUCCCACUGCAGGCAUCCGCAACUCGCCCCUGUCAUCAAGUCAAGCGCGCAUGCCCGACGCGCUAGGCAAUGUUGGUGUUGCAGUCGCGCGGCCUCCUGUGCCCGACCCGCAAUGGGACGCAAGCAUCCAGCACACGAUCGGCAGCCAGGCUGCUGACAACCCCGUGCUGCACCAGUCUCCAGCCAACCUCGCCAUGGCAUUGACGCCCGCCCUCACCAACGCGACAAGUCCGACCGCCACCGAGGUCUCUACUGACCGCCGUGGUUCCAGUGGCAACUGGAUCAUGCCGCCUGGCUCGGUGUCUAUCCCAACGCAAGGCGACUUUGGCGGCAUACAGAUGGACGGCAUAGGACUUGCGUCGUCGUUCCACGGCUCAACCACAUUGUUCAGGACGCGCGCAGAGUCGCUGUACAACGACAGCAGCGCGUCACCCAACUACGCCCCUACCGUAUCAUCAGAGGACGACGAUGCCUCCUCCAUCAGCUGGACUGAGAGGGAGGGAGCACGCCGCCGCCGCUCCAGCGCCAGCGGACACUGGGCGGGCGCCAUGGACCAGCUGCAUCUCGACGAUCCCCAAGUUCAGGGCGUCACCUUUGACGUCAACGGCAACAUGCAGUUUGGCUUCCAGCACCAGCAGCAGCAGCAGCAGCCGCAGCGCCACAGUACUUUCCCCAUUGCGCCGGGCGACGUGUCUGCAAAUCUGUCACGCGCACCCAGCAGCCAGGACGUAAACUUUUGGAAGCUGUUCCUCGACCCGGCUGCACUUGCUAGCCCGGAUGUGCAGGACAUGGGGUUCAACUCGCUCGACACGCCUCGUGGUUUGUCUAAGUCCAACUCGAUGCCUGACCUCAAGACACCACCCACUGUCACCGCCAACUACGCGCCGCUCCAGUUCCCCGACGCCAUGGCUAUUCCCACUGGCCCGCCUGGCGUGCUCUACCCACAACAGCAACAGCAGGGGCAGCAGCAGGGACAAGUGCAGGGGCAGUCGCAGCAGCGUGCCAACUCGGACGACACGGACAUGGACCGCUGGCGCGACCACAUCCAGCAACGCCACGCCAGUUUCUCAAUGAGCCUCGGCCCUGCCUCCCGCAAAAUAUCAACAGGCCAGCUCGGCACACCCUCCUUUGCCUCGAGCAAGCCAGGGAUGAUGCGGCCGCCGCCGAACCCCCUCUUCUCGAACGCGGCGAUGCAGCAGACGCUCGCGCCCGAACGCACCCCGAGCUUUGGAUUCAACGCCUUCGACCCCACGACGCCCAAGGGCAACCCGCGCACGCCCACGGCCCAGCUGCUGAGCAUGUACACGGGCUUUGAGCGGUUCGAGCGGCCAAACAACAAGCGCAUGGCGAGCCAGACCCUCGUGCCCGACAUGUUCCAGAAGCGGCAGCAGACCUUCCCGCCCGAGGAAGACUUGACCGACUCGAACGCGAGCUCGCCCCGCCGCUCCUCGGACCUGCCGCGCGCACUCCCCGCCUCGGGGCUGUACCAGUCGACCGUGCCGCCCGCCAAGACUGGUUAGGCCAUGUAUAGACGGUCGCCGCCGUAGACAUGCCAUUCGCCUGUAGCCAAGUAGUACGCAUUAAUAGCGCAUGUAGUACCAGAAUGCACAGCGGUUGCGACGGCAACGUUCCUCUGG
Molecule: messenger RNA, 2605 nt
Organism: Cutaneotrichosporon oleaginosum
Lineage: Eukaryota; Fungi; Basidiomycota; Tremellomycetes; Trichosporonales; Trichosporonaceae
Biological process (GO): regulation of DNA-templated transcription
Molecular function (GO): DNA-binding transcription factor activity, RNA polymerase II-specific; zinc ion binding
Source: RefSeq, a predicted model, not a curated record